Molecule: messenger RNA, 458 nt
Organism: Heterobilharzia americana
Lineage: Eukaryota; Metazoa; Platyhelminthes; Trematoda; Strigeidida; Schistosomatidae
Source: the annotation of a GenBank genome assembly
CUCUGAUUGGAUUAUAUAUUCAGGCACAUUUUUAAAAAGUUUACGGCCUUCUGCUAUGCCAGUAUCAAAUAAAAUGACGAAAAAGGACCAUAGAGGAUGGCAGUUUGCUUUGAAGAAAAUAACAUUAUGUCAAAUGACUCUACCUGAAAUUACAAGCCCGAACUGCAGGUCAUCGCAGGGGAAAGUGGAUAACUUCCAAUCUCUUAUACCCUUCAAUGUUCAUCGUAAUAUUUUACUACCAGAAACUUGGUUAUAUGAACUUUAUGAUAACAGUUUUAUUUCUCUGAAUGGUCUCAUAAUUCUCCGUCAAGAUGGAUGUAGCUCCACUAAGAAAAAUGGAGGUGGUGCAGUUACCUACAUCAGUACUCAUUAGUACAUUUCGAGAUACAUAUGCUUCAAAUGAUUACACGGACUUCUCAAGCCCCCAAUACUAUGUGGUUCCCUGUCGAUAAUAUGUG